Molecule: messenger RNA, 4902 nt
Organism: Syngnathoides biaculeatus (alligator pipefish)
Lineage: Eukaryota; Metazoa; Chordata; Actinopteri; Syngnathiformes; Syngnathidae
Gene: f9b
Product: coagulation factor IXb
Exons: 10
Coding region: 2211-3737 (508 amino acids)
Biological process (GO): blood coagulation; proteolysis
Cellular component (GO): extracellular region
Molecular function (GO): serine-type endopeptidase activity; calcium ion binding
Source: RefSeq, a predicted model, not a curated record
GGCUGCCGUCACGUCCAUCCGUGUGUUUUGAAUCCCGUGAAGACCCCCGACGACUCCCCCGGCCCCCAGCGCCCCUUCCUGCUCAGCCCGGUCGCCAAGGCGACGCCUCUCCGCUCGGACGACGUCUGCAUCCGAGCAUCUGCUAACCCCUCUGAACAUGUGCGCGAGACGGAAAGCGCUUGCGUGUGUGAGAGAGAAAGUGUGCGACUUUUGUGAGUGUUGAUAUGUGUGCGCAAGACGAAGAGUGUGUGUAGUUGUGUGCGUGCACACGCAAGAGUGUGUAUGACGUUUUUAAUGUGUGUGUGUGUGUUUCCAUCUGUGUGUAUGUUGUGUGUGUGUGGUACCCACACACACACACACACACACAUACUCAGUCCAGUUUGUCAAUGGAACGGUGCCAUACAUAAAAAAAAAAAAAAAGCGUGUUUACAUUCAUGUGCGGAAGACGAAGAUGGAGGAGGCUGCACAGGGAGGGGAGGGGCUGUUUUGGUGCAGAGGUGCUGCAAGAAGAUCUCCGCAACACACACACUUCCUGUUCAUCAUGUUUUCUUCCAUCGCCACGACAACCUCCGCCGGUAGGAGGGCGCCACGCUAAAUUCGUCAGUCAAGGAAUGAAGAUGAGGAAAUGCGACUGCUUUGACCCGCGUCACGUUCGGUGUGCGGCCACGGGUUUCCAGCAGAGCGCAGAAAUUUGAGAAAUCAAUGAAAGAAUCCGGAAGCGCGUGUGCAGCGUGGAACACCAAUGGAGCCGAAACACACGCGCACACGCAAUAUGGCGCACUGUGAGGAACAAGGAUUUUUUUCUGGCUAACCGCCGAGUCCUUCCCUGCUACGUUGGUACGACCUGGCACUCCGCUAAACCUGCGCAACUCCAAAUCAGUACUUGCCUCGAUGCUUUCAAAAAGAGAAAACCGAAUUCCGCUACACGCGACAAGCUUUCCGCCGGCCUCAACUCCCGAAAAACUGUCCGGCUGGCCUCGUCCCCCCCGUCCUACCUGAGGUGGCUCUGCGUAGAGGGAAGGUCAUCCUGCGCCCGUUGGAGCUCCGGAGCGUCUGCGCUUUUGGCGUUCGGCCACGUCCCGUCGGCGGCCGAAAGGGGAGGAAAUCGCGGAAGUUGCGAGCGCUCGAUUCUCUCCGGGGGGGGGCUUGGGAUCCAUUAGGCCGGCCCGGGAGAUCGUUAGAGGACAUUACGGGCCAUUAAGACCUCAUCAAUCUUUCAUCUCCACCACCCCCGAUCGGCCCGGGACGCUUCCCAAAUCUCCCCGCCCGGACGCCGACCUGGGCCGCGCCUCUCCAGGGAAUCGAACCUGCGGGUCUUUUGCUCGGCAGCUGCCUUUUGAGCCGACGUGUCGACAACCCGUCCUUUCGCGUCGCGACCGGGUUUGUGCUUCCCCCAAGGAUUAGACAGAGCCCAAAAUGCUCUCAAAGUGUAUGUGUAAAUGUUGUUGCCUGUAUGCAUCCCAUAAUAGCACACAUUAUGCCCGCUCGGGCCGAUGUCCGUCCGUCCGUUCCGCUGCUACGCGACUCCGUGUCGAGACGCAAACGGCCGCUGCAGUGCGGGCCUGCCCGUCGGAAAAAGCGCCGAAGGGAGGAACAGGAAGUUGCCGACGAGCAGAUGUGCUCGCUCAGCAAACAUUUUGACACUCGCAAAGUUUUUGUCGUCGGAAGCAUACGCGCAACUGUAGUCUACGUCAUAAAUGUCAGUGACAAAUUUCAUGCGUCACCAAUUAUGGCCAUAUAUCAUUAAUUGUAAUAUAAUCUUGCGUAGUUAUGAAGAUUCAAUGGUGGGAUCACAUGGAACAGGUUAUGGUUGUGUGUAAUAAUCUGGCAAGACGCUUCCGCCACUUUGAGGACGUCCGCAAGCAGGACGCCGACGUGUAAAUCCUGUAAAAUCGUCACGCACGCUUCCCCCACUCGUGCUCGAGGGCGCCACUCGCAGGUGUCCCGGUAGAACCCGGCGGCCUGUAGCGUCGACGUAGCCUCUCCGGAACCGCAAAGAACGAAAGAAGAAGCGGCGUCGCUCACGAUCACGUGCGGCCACGUUUGGUCGGGAAAGAGCAAACAGAAGUCGGAAAAGUUUUCCGCGGGGACGUCGAGCCCAUCGAAAGGUUUUCGCUGCGGACGCUGACCCGAGUUUGCGCACGCGCUGAGCAAAUAUUGCGCGCGUGCAUCUGUGCUUGUACUUUGGAUUUGAGCAGAGCGCAAGCAAGAUGGCGUCCGGGCGUUUGGUGCUGCUGCUGAUGCUGAUGUCGUUCGGACUCCGGGACGCCGACGUCGUCGAGGGCGACCCGGGCGGCGUGUGGCUGCCGCGCCGAGAGGCGUCCGAAGUCCUGAGGCGCCAACGCCGCUACAACGCCAACCCGUUCGAGGAGUUGAAGGCGGGAAACCUGGAGCGAGAAUGCCGGGAGGAAUCGUGCAGCUUUGAGGAGGCCCGCGAGAUCUUUGAGGACGACGGCAAAACCAUGGAAUUCUGGGCAGGAUACGUCGACGGCGACCAGUGCAAGCCGGACCUGUGCCAGAACGGAGGCGUCUGCCACGACGGCGUCAAUUCGUACUCGUGCUGGUGCAAUGCGAGCUUCACCGGGAAAAACUGCGAGAUCGAGGUCACCAAGCAGUGUUCGAUCGGCAACGGGGGGUGUUCUCACUUCUGCAAGAUGAAGUCAAACUCUGUCCGCUGCCACUGCGCGCACGGGUACAAGCUGGCGGCCGACCAGAGGACGUGCGAGGCCACAGGCGAGUUUAGCUGCGGCGUGACGGCCGACCGGUCGGCCCAAGCGCCGCGCUCAUCCAACCGGACCGACGGCGGAGACUCCGACCACGACGACGACGUCAUCCCGGACGAGUGGUUGGACUACGAGUACGGGGACGAGGCGGAGGCCGGCGCAAACGCGAGUUCCCCCGUCGGGAGGCGCUCGGCGAGGGCGUCCCGGUCCUACUUUUUCCCGACCAUUCCCACCAUCGUGGCGCAGGAACACAACGACCUGAGGAUCGUGGGCGGCUACGAGGCCAAACCGGGAGAAGUCCCCUGGCAGGCGGCGCUCAUCUCCCACUCGGCCGACAAGAAGAAGGCGGAGCCCUUCUGCGGGGGGUCCCUGCUCAGCGACGUCUGGGUCCUGACGGCGGCGCACUGCGUCGUCGAGGCCCGGAUGAUGGGGGUCACCUUCUUCGUGCGCCUGGGCGAGCACGACGUGCAGGCGGACGAGGGUUCCGAGCGUGACCACGAGGUGGCGGAAGAACUGGUUCACAAGUCGUACAAGUUCCAGAAGUCGCGCUUCAACCACGACGUGGCGCUGCUCAAGCUGGCCGUCCCGGUGGAGCUGUCGGAGCGGCGCCGGCCCGUCUGCCUGGGACCCAAAGCCUUCACGGAGAACCUCCUGGAGAGGGCGGCCAACUCGGCCGUGAGCGGCUGGGGGCGGGUCCGGGACAAGGGGCUGCAGUCGACCAAGCUGCGCAAGCUGGACGUCCCCUUCGUGGACCGCAGCAGGUGCAAGGUCAGCAGCGAGCAGCGCAUCACCACCUUCAUGUUCUGCGCCGGCUUCCGGAACCGCAAGGAGGACGCGUGCCAGGGCGACAGCGGGGGGCCCCACGUCACCCGCCACCGGGACACCUGGUUCCUCACCGGCAUCAUCAGCUGGGGCGAGGGCUGCGCCCAGCCCGGGAAGUACGGCGUGUACACGCGCAUCUCGCGAUACUACGCCUGGAUCACCAACACCACCGGGAUCAAGACUGACUCGUGAGCACCGGACACUUCCUCUUCUGUCAGUAGUCACUUCCUGUCCGUCUUCGAUCAGUAACCGCCGCCGGGACGCUAUUUUCCUUGGCGUGCGUAACUAGCUAACCUGAAGUCUAAGCCGAAACCUGGAGGUGGUACACGUGUAAAAAUGUUGCUAGUUCCUGAAACCCGACAUACUAACGAUCUAAUCCGAACCUUUCCCCUACAACGAAUCCCAUUUAUACGCAGGCUUUUUCAUCACAUCGCUAGCUUGGAAAUGUCCUUUUUUUUGGUCCGAUUGUACUUGCCGUAGCGAGCUAUCAAACAUGGCGAGCCUGUUGCGUGUGCACAAGCGAUUCCUCUUCUUCCUUGAGCAGCCACUUCCUGUUUUUCUCCAUCUUUGAGCGACCGCUUUUCGUUCUUUUUCUCAACGUCAGUCGCGAAACGUUUAGGAUAAAAACACGCAAAUGUUUCAGUUCACAAUCGUUUGUGUGCUUUUAUUGUGAAGGUCCCGACAGGAUCAAGUCAAUGAAAAUCCGUUUGAUGUGAAAACGGGGCCGACCCCGAAAUAAAACAAAACGACAACCCAAGCUUCGAAAAUGACAACAAAGUGCUAAUGGGCGCUGACCCCGCCCCUUUCCAUAAUCUCCAGCUGCUCUUAAUGUCUUUUUUUUUUUGCCCAGGCGCCCCCUGCUGGCCGUCACGUGUAAGGCACUUCUGAUGCUCUUCCGUGGCAAUCUUUGACUUUAUUGCCUUCGCUUUUGCUGCCCGCUAACACUUUUUUAUAGAACGAUACCCGUUACGAGUAUUCACGCUUGUGUACUCACUGAUACAGAGUAUCGAUAUCAUGAGUACUUUUGAUACACAAAAUUUCAAUCGACACGUUGGAAGAUAAUUACGAACUUCGUGACACCCGCGAUUCGCCGACGUGUCCUAGUGUACCGCCGACAACCGCCGAGGACUUUUUGUCUUAUCGACGGUUGGUUGCCUUUGUGAGUACCUGAAACCUUGAAAAAAGGUCCCGUCGUUUCAAUACCGAAAACUGGACAUGCCGACAACACGUACAAAAAAAGCAAGAGGACAUGUUUGUGCAAGUGCUACGCUAACGUUCUACGCUAACUUUUAGUUUCAAAGCUGAUCAAUUUGGCACGUGACUGAUUAACGUCGGCGAUGACGUCCCGAUGCGUUUC